GUUGAGUGAUGCUGAUGCACACAAUAGUAAAUCGCAGGUCAAACAUCCACGCAGAUCGAAAAACAGUCACGUCGUGGACAGCAACGUCGUGACAAACACAGAUGCACACACACACACACACACACACUCACGUGCACACGAGCAACGAUGUGCAUGCGCAUGGCUUCAUGGAUGGAUGGAUGGAUAAAGCACACGAACGACUGUCGAUGCCGUCACGAUUCGGCACCAGUGAUGGCAGAGCCUGCCUCUGCUGAGGCCCCCGUAUCCUCGGCCAAUGCCGCAGCAACAGCAGCAGCGACAUCCCCAUUCCCAUCCAACAGAACACCACCAUCAUCUGAUCAGUCACACGCACCCACAAGGCGACACAUACAGAGCCUGGACACCGGUAGAGUGAGUGGCCCACCUGUCUUCUGCACCUUGGUCGGUCGGCUCUCCCCCUCUCCCUCAGCCACGGGCGGCUCAUGCGCCUUCCGCUUGCCCCGCGAGACCUCCUCAACCACCAUCCCCCACCCAUCGCCCACCAAGGGAGCCGCAGGUGGUCCUGACAGCCGACACAGACAUACAACAGAUGGACCCAUGUAGCCAUCUUUGCAUGCCUUCCCGCCGACCGACCUGGUGGACGGUCGCCCUCUGGCUGGGCAGCUGUGGCCGCUAGCCAGUCGUCGAAAUUCCGCCAUACCGUGUCCUCGAAUGUCACCGUCACCUCACUGGGCAUCGCCGCCUCUCGUCGUGCAAGACGCACAGCCCUGGCCAGCCGCUCGAAGCCGUCCCACCCAUCCCGCACAUCCCACCGCAGAUCGACACAGACGCUGCAGUUGUUGGACAUGCUGACCUCGACCUCCACGCAUCUCGACCCCUUGUCAGGCGUGCGGGUGAAAGUGGCCGCAUCGACGAGGCCCUCGAAGUCGGGCUCGUACAACGGGCUCUCCUUGUCACACAUCUCUCGGAAGACGCCAGUGCACCGCUCCAGUCUUGACACCAUGUCUUGCUCAUCUGUGCGCCGGUCAGGGGGAGGGUGCUGAGGUGCUGGUCCGUCGGUCAAGUCCAUCAUCUGUCGCUCGACGGCCGACCCAUCCUCAACCGCCUCCAAAUCCCGCUGCACCACCGAAGGGAAGGCUGCUGGUGGUUGUGUUGGUGGUGCGGAUGAACUCGGCUCUGCUACUGACGCCUGCUGGGCAUCGGUCUCUGCACCGACGAACCCAACACACACAAAACACAUACAAAGGCAAAUAUGGGCGGAAUGAGUGGGCGUGGCCAUCAUGUCCAUGAUAGCCAUCCAAAUGGAAGCACCUCCCUACCUACCGUCUUUGGCCGGCGUACCGUCUUUGGCCGGCGGCUGUGUGUGGAUGUCCCCCUGGCUGUUGCGGAUGCACACCUCUGCACACACAAACAACACAAGAACACGUGUGGCCGAAAACAUGAAUGAUGAAUGCCAUGACGCCCACGUGAUGCCUUGUCUUACCGGGCGGCACCUGUUCCCCCGGCAGCCAGCCCUUCCCCCGACACUCGUCGCGAAAGGCAACUGCAUGCACCAAGGCCUCCCUCAGCUCGUCAGGCUCUCCCUUGGUCGGGCGGAAGUAGCGCGACUUCCUCUCCACCUCACCGUUGUCCAGGGUCUUCUGGUAGCACAUGAUGAACACCUGACGCGUCUCGGAGUAAGUGACGUGGAAGCCCGGCACACGCUUGCCGUUGCACAACAGCCCCUCCCUCUGUCGCUGCUCGUUGAUCAUGCGGUUGGCCAGCAUGCUGAGCAUGGCCUUGUUGCCCCACUGGAGCGAAGGCAGCCGGUGUGACGUGAGAGAAUCCCUCGCUGCGGCCGCCGCUGAGGGGGCCACCGCCAGACGAUCAUCUGACGGUUGGUCAAUCCCGUCAGCUCUCGCGCCCUGUCCAUCGGCUGAUGAUGAAGGCACCUGCCCACCACGGCUGUCCUGGUGCUGGCUUCCUGCUCGCUCGCGUGUUGAGGCGGACGCAUCAGCGGACGCCAGGGCCUCCAUCUCUUCCAGCCCGACCCCUUCCUCAUCGACGGGACUCACAGAGACCUCACGGUCGGCUUGCCCCUCGGCGAACACGUCGUCUCUCGCGGCCAGGCCCGUCUGCUCUGCCGGUGGCUGCAAGCGCUUGCGUUUGCCGAAGUCGGGCGCCGCCGUGAGCUGCCUCCUGUAUUUCAGAAUGCGCUUGCCGUGCAGCUGAAUGAAGGUGUAAAGGGAUGGGUCGGGUGGGGCGCCGUUGCGCUGCCGUGCCGCUUUGAUCUUGGCCCUGACGUUGCCGAGGGACCAGUAGGUCCUCCCCCGUGUCGGAUCGCGAUGCACCGGCGCAUCGACCCAGUACUCGCCCCCGUGGCCAUCGGCGAACGGCCCGAGGACGCACGUGACGGCUUCCUCGUGUGUGGACGUAGGGUCGUGAAUGACGGCGCUCAAGCCCGCCUGCGUUCUCAAGCUCGAGUCGUUGUAGAAGAGCACCUUCACCUCAUGGAUGAGGACAGCAGAUGAGCGGGGACUUGUCGUGGGGCGGUGGCUUGGCGACAGCUCAGGACGUCCCUCUCCCUGACCCACCCUGUCGCCCUGCUCCACGGCCUCGCGAGCCAUUCUUGCUCGCGCCGCAAGAACGGAACCCGUGGGGCUGCUGCCUCCUUGGGUCUCGAGAAGCUUGUCGAAGAGGUCGCCAAACUGCCACCCACUACUGCGUGUCGACGCCCGCCGACUCCCCGCCCGCCUGGCGACGCCUUUGACAGCCACGCACUGCCCGUCUGGGGUGUCGAUAGGUCCCACUGUCACCUCGAUCGUGCCGUCGGGAUUGAGAGAGAAGUUGGUCUUGCUUUCGAGAGUGUCGAGGAACUGCCGGGCGUCGAACUCGCUCUGGUCGACUAGACUGGAGGCUGGCGUGCUCUUGCACUUGGCGACGAAGGCAGCGCGACACGUGCGGAUGCACUCGUCCUCAGGAUUGGUGUGCAUUGGGUCGUCGCUGUCCCUGGCCUCGUGUCCAUUGUCGUGUCGCCAUGCUGCAGGACAGGCGUCUGUGUGCAUGCCUGAGACACACGCAGAAAGGGUCAGUUUGCCAAUGUGUGAGUGAGCCACCUCCUUUGUGCGUGCAAUGCAUCGUGUGGAUGUGUACCCUUCGUGUGUGACUGCUGCGCCACUGGAGUUAUCGGUGCAGGAGACAGUGGGCGAGCUUCCCUUGGGUGGGGCAUAU
This is a messenger RNA of Vitrella brassicaformis, 3189 nucleotides long. Lineage: Eukaryota; Vitrellaceae. The record is from the annotation of a GenBank genome assembly.